Molecule: messenger RNA, 3673 nt
Organism: Bufo gargarizans (Asiatic toad)
Lineage: Eukaryota; Metazoa; Chordata; Amphibia; Anura; Bufonidae
Product: NACHT, LRR and PYD domains-containing protein 12-like
Exons: 11
Coding region: 64-3507 (1147 amino acids)
Biological process (GO): positive regulation of inflammatory response
Cellular component (GO): cytoplasm
Molecular function (GO): protein binding
Source: RefSeq, a predicted model, not a curated record
UCUUGUAUUUCUACUUGCUGUGUACGGAAUUCAGGGGAUUUUAUCAUCUUACAAGGCUCAGGAAUGGGUAAUAAAGCUUCCAGAGACGGUAAAACAACUGCCAGAGACGGUGAAACAACUGCCAGAGGCGGUGAAACAACUUCCAAGGGUGGUGAAGCAACUUCCAGAGGCGGUGAAACAACUUCCAGAGGCGGUGAAACAACUUCCAAGGGCGGUGAAGCAACUUCCAGAGGCGGUGAAGCAACUUCCAGAGGCGGUGAAACAACUUCCAAAGGCGGUGAAGCAACUUCCAAGGGCGGUGAAGCAACUUCCAGAGGCGGUGAAACAACUUCCAGAGGCGGUGAAACAACUUCCAGAGGCGGUGAAGCAACUUCCAAGGGCGGUGAAGCAACUUCCAGAGGCGGUGAAACAACUUCCAGAGGCGGUGAAACAACUUCCAAGGGCGGUGAAGCAACUUCCAGAGUCGGUGAAGCAACUUCCAGAGGUGGUAAAACAACUUCCAGAGGUGGUAAAACAACUUCCAGAGGCGGUAAAACAACUUCCAGAGGCGGUAAAACAACUUCCAGAGGCGGUAAAACAACUUCCAGAGGCGGUGAUAGAACUUUCAGAGACAGUGAAACAACUUCCAGCGAUGAUGAUGAGACCCGGCAGUUCUACCAGCAGCUCCGUCAGUAUGAAGAUCACUUCCUGAGGAUGACGUAUGAAUAUUUCCAGGAUGAUCUUCUCCACAUUGUGGAGAACAUGAGUCCUUCAUCUCUUCUGCGUGAGCUACAUUCCCGAAAUCUCCCUGAUACUGAGAAAUACUGCAGUCUAGAAGAUGAUAGAAGAAGAUUGGCGCAGACUUUACUACAGGAUAUAUUUCUCAGAGGAAGAGAAGCUGUGAUAGGACUGUGGGUCAGUCUCUAUGUAUUACGGAAGGAUCAUCGUUCCCCCGUCCUGCACGCUGUACUGGAGGAACUCCGUCAUAGAGGUGACAUUCUGGUGGAGAAAAUCCUGCUGGAUGAACAUGGACACCAACUGUCCCCACAAGUCAAAGAAUUCCAGAUCCGUCACAAGAAACAUUUACAUGAAAGAACUGAGAAACUUCUAGAGAACAAACCUCCAAGAUGUGACCAGCGAGAGGAGAGUUUUCCAUUCUGUACACGUUAUGUCAACCUCAUCAUUGUCUCCACUGAUCACUUCAGAGAACGCUCUGAGAAUGAGCUCAUAGAGACCGGGGUAAAACAUGAGGAAUACUUAAAGAAAAAACACAAUGAAUUACUACGCAUUUCCCCCAACAAACUGUUCCGCUGGUGCCACCGAUCCGAACAAGUGCCACGUAUGGUAAUGGUGAGUGCAGUGCCUGGUGCAGGGAAGACCACACUGAUGCAGAAGGUUGUCUAUGACUGGGUGAAGGGGGAUCUCUAUCAAAGAUUCUCCUUUGUCUUUUUCUUCAAAUUCCGAGAACUCAACAGACUGGAUAAAGUUAGUCUGGAGACCAUGAUCCUUCAUCAGUACCCAUAUCUGGAGGAGCAGCUUAGUAACAUCUUACAGGAUCCAGAAAAACUUCUCUUUAUAUUUGAUGGUUUAGAUGAAAGUCUUCAUAACAUGGAUUUCUCAUCACGUCACUUGUGCUCUAAUCCUAAACUGCCUGAACCUUGUGGUCAGAUUGUGGUUAGUUUGGUGAAACAGUCUCUUCUUCGUGGUUGUUCUGUCCUAUUGACCAGUCGCCCAACCAGACUGGCAUCAAUUGAUUGUAAACUUUUCCAGAGAAUGGUAGAAAUCAUUGGGUUUUUACCAGAAGAACGACGGAUGUACUUUGAAAACUUCUUCCCUGACCCUGAACUGGCAGAAAAGGCUUUUAAUUAUGUGAAGCAGAAUGACACCCUGUACACGUUUUGUUACCUCCCGUCCUACUGCUGGAUCAUCUGUACUGUAUUAUCCAGGAGCUUCCAGCCAACAAGUAGUGAUCAGCCGGUGUCAUUAUUACCCAAAACCGUCACCCAGCUCUUUGCGAUAUUUGUAGCGAACAUUCUAUUCAAUCACAGCCUGGACAAAAGUGACGUUCAGAAGAUCCUGCAGUCUAUCGGAUGGAUGGCAGAACAUGGAGUUAUGAAUCACAGGCUUAUCUUUGAUGAACGAGAUCUGGACUGUUUCCAUGUGGACAAUAAGUCAAAGCUCUUAUCAAGUUUUCUGAUGGAAUCGGAGGAACCUGUGUCCUAUUCCUUCUUACAUCUCACAGUUCAGGAAUUCCUCUCUGCCUUGGUGCAUUAUGUGGAUUAUUCUCCUGAGAAGUUACAGAAAUCACUAAAAGAUGCCAAAUCCUAUCCUGAUGGACGAGGUGAGAUGUUCCUCCGUUUCCUGUGUGGUCUAUCAGAUGUCUCCACCAGGUCAAUACUAACUGGAUACCUGGACAGACAAGCAGCUCAGACAUCUAUAGAUGUUAUCACUUGGCUUAAGGACUUCAUUCUAGAAGAACAGAGACUGAUGGAAAGUAAGGACAACAAGCGACAUCUUCUCAGUACAUUUUUCUAUCUGUAUGAAUCCCGGAAUAAGGCUCUGGUGCUGGAAUCACUACAAUCACACAGAAGUCUUGACUUUUCUCUUGUUCGUAUGUCAGCUCUAGACUGCACAGUGUUGGCAUUUAUUCUGGACACCUGCACAAAUAUAGAAGACCUCAAUCUAUAUAACUGUUUCUUAGACAAUGAAGGAUUACAAAGACUUGCUCCAGGAUUACAUAACCUGCGGGAUCUGAGAUUGGGUUAUAAUCGUCUACCAGACACUUCCUGCAUCCAGCUGGCUUCUGUAAUAAGGAAUAACCGGUCCCUGAAGAUACUUGACCUGUCUGAUAACAGUCUGUCUGGUCCUCACUUCAGUGACUUAAUGGAGGCUCUGUCCAGUCCGGCCUGCAGGAUAGAGGAAUUACAAUUGGCUGGUAAUGGUCUACCAGACACUUCCUGCAUCCAGUUAGCAUCUGGAAUAAGGAAUAACACGUCCCUGAAGAAACUCGACCUGUCUUAUAACCGUCUGUCUGGUCCUCACUUCAGUGACUUGAUGGAGGCUCUGUCAAGUCCGGCCUGCAGGAUAGGGGCAUUAAAAUUGGCUGAUAAUCGUCUACCAGACACUUCCUGCAUCCAGUUGGCAUCUGUAAUAAGGAAUAACCCGUCCCUGAAGACACUUGACCUGUCUAGUAACCGUCUGUCUGGUCCUCACUUCAGUGACUUGAUGGAGGCUCUGUCCAGUCCGGCCUGCAGGAUAGAGACAUUACUAUUGGGUGAUAAUCAUCUACCAGACACUUCCUGCGUCCAGUUGGCAUCUGGAAUAAGGAAUAACCGGUCCCUGAAGAUACUUGUCCUGUCUGGUAACCGUCUGUCUGGGCCUCACUUCAGUGACUUGAUGGAGGCUCUGUCCAGUCCGGCCUGCAGGAUAGAGGAAUUAUCUCUGGUGGGCAAUGGAUUAUCUAAAGAGGAGAAGGAAGCCAUAACAAAACUGGAAGAGCAGAAACCAAAUAUGGAGAUCAUUUACUAAACUGAGAAGAAUCCGGAUUCCUCUCAGUGAUGAGCAGAUAACAGGACUUUGGUGGAGGAGACGUCUUCAGAGGUUUAGUAUUAGGAGCGUCUUCUGGUGUAUUAUGGGUAAUAUCACUGAUCUACAGAAGAUAAGGAAAUGUCUAAUAUUAUAAUAAAGAUGAUAC